Molecule: messenger RNA, 564 nt
Organism: Rhodofomes roseus
Lineage: Eukaryota; Fungi; Basidiomycota; Agaricomycetes; Polyporales; Fomitopsidaceae
Exons: 7
Coding region: 1-564 (187 amino acids)
Molecular function (GO): transmembrane transporter activity
Source: RefSeq, a predicted model, not a curated record
AUGAGCUCCUCACUUGAGCAAGACGUACCCAGUAUUCUUCACCUUGUGUUCAUCGGCAAUUGCGUCCUUAUGAUUGCUAUCGCUUUCUAUGCGUUUGAUUGGUGUAUCCGCGUUGGACGUGAAGUUGACCUGAUAUGGAGCCGUGGCUAUUCCUUGGUCUCGGCUCUCUACGGACUGUUGGAAGUGUCUACCGCCCUUUACUUGGGCCUGUCAGCCACUCAAAAUCUCGUGUAUAUGGAUUGCAAGCUCACUACUGUUGAACCUAGAGUUCCCGAAGAGAUCGCACUACAGGCCAUUACUGCUAGCUACGACGCAGUCAUAGCCGUCAUAGCUACCUUACGUUUUCGUGCUAUCAAUGGCGGGGACUGGCGACUAUCGGCCGUUGUCUUCCUAUUAUUCAUUCUACGCAGUGCUUACCAGCUGUUCGAGUGUAUCAACAUCCGUGCCACUGAUGUCCCUCCACCCGUCGGUUGUGUAGACGGUGUUGCUUCUACAGCCAUCGAGCCGUUCGUAUCUGCAGCGUCCUUGCAUCUCGUAGCAGGACUGACCACCCGGUUUUUCUAG